GGGUAAUCUGAUUGGUUGGACCGAAGACCGGAAGUGCGUCUCUUGUCCCAGCUGUGUGCUGAAAACAAAACAAGAGAAGCUGCGACUGCACCAUGAUGGAUGAGCUGGUGCAGGACCUGGUGUCUGCACUGGAGCAGGCCUCAGAGCAGAGUAAGCUGGGGGAGCUGUGGGAGGAAAUGGUCCUGAGUCCUCUGCAGCAUCGACGGCAGAUUCGCCGUCGCAGAGGCCGGAAGCGUUUUCGUGAACCCUCCUUGUACCCAGUGGCACGCAGACGAUGCUGGAUUGAGGCAUCAGAGUCCAGCUUGGAUGAAGCUAAAGACUACAGAGAGAAUCCCUCCUCCACAUUUGCUGCAUCUGUGGCCAACUGCAGCGACUCUGAUGACAUGACUGCAACUGAACAUUGGCGAUCCCUCGUGAGAGGUCCGGUCAGGACCAGGCAGCCCUCCUGGCCAGAAUCUGACUCCUUUACUGAGAAUAAUCCCGGUCGGCCACUUAGGAGGAGGAGGAAGGUCAAACGUAUGACCUCAGAUGUGACAGUUAGACUGCAGCAAAACUUAAAAGUUUCUGGUGUCGAUGGGAAACAGAGGCGCAGGCCCUCUAAGGUGCAGCGUCUACCGGCAUCGGACAGGAGGUCUGGUGGCUGGAUGGGAGCAGAAAGACAGACUGAAGGAGGCAGACUUAUGGGAAAGGAGUGUUGGAAAAGAAAGAUGACAAAGGAACGCAGGGAUGCUGCAGAUGAGAACAUGUCUGAAGGGGAGACAAGCAGCACCUGCAGCAGUGACCCUGGUCUGUUCACCAAUGAUGAAGGAAGACAAGGUGAUGAUGAGCAGAGCGACUGGUUCUUUGAAGGGGACUGUGGAGUAGGAACAGGUGUGGCCAGUCUGCUGCCCAACUGGGACUCUGACAGCCCACUUUCGCUUGAGGAUCGACACACUCCUCCCAACUUUCUGCAGCCUGCACGAAUCUCUGACAGAGGAUAUCGUUCACGUAUUAAACGGCUGCCUGGAUCUGCUGCCUGCUGCCUUAAGAGGGACAGAAGGCGGCUUCCCAGGAAGGGUAACAACAUGCCAGUGUUUGUAGAAAGACUGCGGCACUACUCGCAAGAUCGUUACCAGAGAGACUUUUGGUUGCCUUCUGUUGGGAAACGAGACCGAAGUCAGUUGAAUCCACUGUACCCAUUACCAGUGUGUCCUAUGGACAUGAUGUCAGAGAGCUCCCACCUCAGAUGUUCCUCCUCAGUCUUCAGGAACAGGCAGACAAAUUUCACUCCAGGAGUGUUAGGCUCAGCAGACAUCAGGAGGUGGAGAGAGACUGAGGCUGCAUUCAUCACAACAUCAGCUAGCACCACAUUUCAUAUAGAUAACCAGAAAGAAGAGGUGAAAGGAGGAGCCAGCAAUGCAUCAAUCCUAGAAGCAGAGGUACCAACAAGUCAGUCCUCUGCUUCUGCUCAGCCUGAGAGUUCGUCUUUACUCCAGGGGGACCAUGAGGACACCUGAAUGGGGCUUGAUAGGCACAUCUAAUUCCAGCAGAAAGUGUCGGGAAGGAAGCUAUUGUGCCAGAGAUUGAAAAAGCUUGAACUUCUAUUGCUGCACAAACUUUAUAACAAAGGAAAAAUACAAAUCACAUCAUUAGUCUUCAAAUCAGCAUGUUCCUGCUAGAUUCAGCCCCCUUCCAGGUAGUAUAUUAAGCAUGACAAAUGUUAAUGCAAUCAAGCCUUGUUAAGCCCUCCGCCAUCUCGUAAAGGAAGAAGGCAGCUUCGAGAGACUCCUCGUUUGACUCUGGACUUGGCGGCUCCUCCUGUUUCCACACUGUGUCUCCAGGCCACCUGCUACUGCACAAUUGAACAAUUAUGUCCACUCUAGUAGCACAGCACUUGUCAGCAGGAACCUUCGAAAGAUGGCCAGUUGAGGCUUGGUGGCCAGGGGGAGUCUGCUCUACUUUAGGGUGGGCAACAAUGACUGUACAACAGCUAGUUCUAAGGCAGAAGAGCAUCACAAUGUUUAGCUACCACAUGCUGCGGCAGAGUUCAGAGAGGCGACCACCGGUGGAAAGCCACACAAAGUACAGGCCUCCUAUUAGCAUGGAUUUGAAAAGCUACAGUUGGUACAAAGGUGCUCAUUAGCACAACACAGAGGGAGUGUAGUCACGGUCCUCUGAGGGCUGCCUCUGUUCUCUUCAGGUUACCUUCUAUAUUUAAAUUUCCCCAAACAUAUUUAAAGUUCAAGGCCAGCUGCAAGUCUGUUUGAACAGGCUGCUUUUCAGCAGCGCUGGACGAGUCGCCUUUGGAGCUGUACAGAAAGUGGAUGGAAGCCAGCUGAGAGGAGUUGGAGGAGCUGUUGGAAACAGGACAGGAGAGUCAUAUGCAGUAUUUUCACCUACCCUUAGGGUAAACAGUUCCCUGGCUCCCUUACCAUCAGAUGCAUUAAAAGAUCAAUGGCAGCAUACAGUGAGAUCAAACACAACAGUUUUAGCUAAGCGGGUCAACAAGCAGUAUUUUCAGAAAAACCUAAUGUAAACAGUGAUAUAUACGUACAAUUUGUAUUGGUGGAAAAUUUGCAGUCUGUAAAGGCAAUAAAAAUAUACUCACAGACAACCUACCUCACGCUGGUAAAAAUAGUCUGGAGAUAUUUUAUCAGGGAAUUGCAGCUUGAAGUAGUUGCUUUUUUUAAAAUUUAAUUAAACGUAUCAAAAAUUCUGCAUGAAUCAAACAUAUCAGAUACGUAUCUGAAACAAGAUAUCUUUCAGAAAAAUUAAUCGCACACUCACCACCUGCAUAACGCAUGUCUUUUCACACUUUAAAGCCUUAUUUAAGAGAAGAAUAGCAUUUAAUAGAAUGAGAUUUGCCAAUUAAUAUGAGUUAUAUGUCUGCAAUAAUCUACCUGUGAAGGCUUUAUGUGAUCAUGUUGGAGAGGGAUGACAUUUAUAAAUGCUGUGUGUGCACACUAGUCUAAAUGGAUGCUUCACCCAAGACAUCCUGCCAGUGAAAUCAGUCAAAGUGUUGAGGUAGAGGGCCCCCAACCCCCUCAGCAACUGCUGCUUCUCUUCCUACAGGUUGACUGUAGGCUCUUCUCACUCCCUGAUUAAUAGGAGUUGCUCUGUUUGGGAUUCAUUAUUAGACAAAAAAGCUUUUGAUAAAAAUAUUGAUGGGUUCUUGGAGAUAUAUGCCCCUAAACUUGUUGACAAGUAUUGACCGUGGUGUUUUAAAGAGAGCUUUGUGCUGCUGCCAUGUCUGACAGUCUGUGUUUUGGUGCCAGGGCCCUGACAGGAAAGGAAGAUGCAUCAGUUCAUGUACAACAGGAGGAGAGGAAUACCUCACCUGCCACUGUGUAAUUAGCAGUCACCAUAAUGACAACUCAAUCAGACCUUAUGCCCCAAAAUGAAUUUCCAUUGGCAAGGAAAUAGGGGGGAAUGGCAUCUGUGCAGCCAGUCAAUUGUCCUGUUACAGUUAAGGAAUCCAGCAGGCUGGUACCACUCAUAUUUCAUCCCAGGUAAAGAUUACCUGUCAGGCCCAUGGGAGAUGUAUUGAUCUGUUUUCCUUUUUCCGCCAGCAAUCACCUGACAAAGGCACCUAGGAGGUGAGUGAAUGACUGAUGCUUGGUCUGUCUGCUCCAGCCUGGUGGCUUCUAGUGUCCACUGAUGGGUGGAGAUGGGGAUAAAUAAGAGGAGAGACCAUGCAGUCAUAAACUUUGUUUGAACCUCAUCCGUAUGCAUGCAGGGCACACCACCCCAGGUCAUAGGCCAGUGGGGAAUUAGCUUUUUUUUUUGUUGUUGUUUUUUCUUGUCAGUGGCAUUUGUUCCUUCUGUGUAGCUCAUACUGAAGAUAGAAAUGCAUGCAAAGGAGCCAUUGUGGUUCCUGCUGACAACUGCAUGUCACAAGUCCCCAUAGUUCAGCUUACUUUGUAUUUCAGAAGUGAUCCAAUAGAUGUGGACACCAUUUAAAAAAGGAAAUCCAGCAUUGUGUGAUUGAUUGUUUCUGUAUCUGACAAUGAUCAACAUCUUUCACAGUAUCAUGUAUUUUUUGGCAGCUAAAAGUAUUUAUGUAUUUGCCUUGUUCAGUGGAAUGUCAGUAUAUAUUACUCAUGAGGCCAUACAUUUAAAGUGAUGCAAUAUAAAAAAAAAAGUGUAGUAUUUAGGCUGUAAUAAUUAUACAACCUCUAAUUGAGGAUUUAGGUCUGAUGACAUUUAAUUUGUGAAUGAAAUUACAUGAUAGAUAGUACAGUAGAUAUGUCUCUAUUUUUUUUCUAAACUCAUAUUUUUAAAUUUCAUUUACAGGGAUUUAAAAAAUCUUGGCGAUAUCAGGGCUCCAAGGCAGCUAUCCGCAUUUGAUAUGUUGUACAAAUGACAUCUUAUCUCUUAAGGCUCUUAUCUUUAUGCUUAAUAGGAGCAGUGGAGGCAUGCCUAAUUGCUUUGCAAAUGAUCUAAAGAGGAUUACGUCCCCCUUAGAAAGCCUGCACCAUGUCACUAGAUGUGAGAGAGACAUUACAAAGAAAAACUCACUCAAACUUGGAGUGCAGUGUUUCUGUAGUAGCUCAGUUUUUUGGGAUCAUCAAUUAGUAUUAUGUCAAAUAAAUUCCAGGAGAACACGGAUUGUCUCAUCUUUGCAACUAUAACGUAUAAGAUCCUGUUUUAAAAAGUUCUGAUUUUAUUUGUCUUUUGUGUAUUUCAAAGUCAAGAUUUUUUAAAGAUGUCUUGCAUUUAUGUUAUUAGUGAUGUUAUAUUUAUUCCUCCAUGUCUCAUGAAUAUUUAAGAAAAUCUUCUGUAUCUACAUUUCAAAUGUUAAAUUCGUGUGCAAUAAAUAUGUUUUGGUGA
Melanotaenia boesemani (Boeseman's rainbowfish) is the source of this 4809-nucleotide messenger RNA. RefSeq names its product G patch domain-containing protein 2-like. The transcript has 10 exons. The coding region runs from base 93 to 1496 and encodes 467 amino acids. Lineage: Eukaryota; Metazoa; Chordata; Actinopteri; Atheriniformes; Melanotaeniidae. The record is from RefSeq and is a predicted model, not a curated record.